Molecule: messenger RNA, 1349 nt
Organism: Saccoglossus kowalevskii
Lineage: Eukaryota; Metazoa; Hemichordata; Enteropneusta; Harrimaniidae
Product: growth hormone-inducible transmembrane protein-like
Cellular component (GO): mitochondrial inner membrane
Source: RefSeq, a predicted model, not a curated record
CACGCGAGAACAUUCGUUGUUGUAUGUUGUUGUUGCGUUAUCGGACUUCUUUUCUGCGUUUGUAACAAAAAAGUCACACUGCAGUCAGUGGAUCGGAACGAGGUAACAUAAUGUUUGCUGCCAAAUUAAUACAGAUGCCGUUGAAGGCGAGCAUCUCAGUGCCUGUACAAGUAUUUAUGACUAGAGCAUCACCGAAACAGUUGCAAUUAAAAAGUACCUUUAGAGUAUUCAUACAAACACAGAGAUAUGCAUCACAGUCAAGAUUAGGAGCAAGGAGAGCUGCAGAGAGAACAAAGACGAAAUCUCUAAAAGAAAUGGCACAGGAACCAGCAUCUGGAUCAGCAAUCAUAGGUGGUAGGGGUCUGUUGGCCGGAGCAUCUGCUGUCGGUAUUGGAGCUCUUUGUUACUAUGGGCUUGGAAUGUCAAAUGAAGUUGGAGCACUGGAAAAGGCUGCAAUUUGGCCACAAUAUGUACGUGAUCGGCUUAGAUCGACUUACCUGUAUUUUGGUGCUGGAUUAGGAAUGACUGCUCUGUCUGCUGUAGCUAUCGCAAGAAGUCCUGCUAUAAUGGCCAGAAUGAUGUCAAACUCCUGGCUGGCUAUUGGGGCAACUUUUGCUGCAGUGAUUGGUUCCGGAAUUUUAUGUCGCUCAAUUCCAUAUACCGAGGGAUUUGGUGCUAAGCAUUUAGCCUGGAUGUUACAUAGUGGUAUUGUUGGUGCGGUUAUUGCUCCAUUAACAUUUCUUGGUGGACCUAUACUUGUGAAAGCUGCGUGGUACACGGCUGGUGUGGUCGGAGGUCUUUCAAUGGUAGCUGCAUGUGCUCCCAGUGAUAAAUUUCUUUACAUGGGAGGUCCUUUAGCCAUGGGUCUUGGUGUAGUUUUCAUCGCCUCCCUUGGUGGAAUGUUUUUCCCACCCACCACAGCGCUUGGUUCAGGCUUAUACGCUAUUAGUGUGUAUGGUGGUGUGGUGCUGUUUGGCGGGUUCCUCCUCUAUGACACACAGCACAUAGUAAGGAAAGCAGAGACUCAUCCAGUGGUGGCUGGGUACCCAUUUGAUCCAAUCAAUGCAGCAAUGGGUAUUUAUAUGGACACCAUCAACAUUUUCAUAAGAAUUGCUAUGAUUUUGUCUGGUAGUGGUAGAAAGAGAAAAUGAACAACUUUCAGAUGACGCAUUUGCACACACAUUCAGUCCACUGUAAAUGCAUUAAUUAUUCAUUUUUGCUGAUAAGUAAAAUCCGCUAAAAUAAAUUUACGUGAACAUGUAAUAUAACAAUGAAAACUCAUUAUUUCCUCUACAAAUUUGUGAAAUUAAAACACAGUGAAUAUGCUCAAAAUAGUGAAAUUAAAAGUC